This is a messenger RNA of Schistosoma spindalis, 2248 nucleotides long. The record is from the annotation of a GenBank genome assembly. Lineage: Eukaryota; Metazoa; Platyhelminthes; Trematoda; Strigeidida; Schistosomatidae.
AAGUUUGAAAGUGGCUUGCUUUCUGGCGUGUCUGUAAUUUCUUUGUUCAUUCUGACUAACAAAUCAUCUUGUACAACCUUCUGAUUAUCGUAAGCAGUAAAGAACAUUUCACUUAGACUUUCCACAGCGGAGACAUGUCACUGAUACUUGUUAGUUUUAGCUUCUUUUAUCUUAAGAAUCCAGGAACUACGGUUCAGGUCUGUUUACUCAUGUUUUCUGUCGUGUGGAAUUAGCACUUUGCUGUUAGUGCUUAUGGUGUUUUCACAACACAUAGGCCUUUGUGCUCCUUGGUUUUGGAUAACAGGUACUGUAAUAACUCUACUAACAUUAUAGAUACGUUUCUUAACCUUUUCGUCACCUCGAAAAUCUUCUUGUUACUAUUCAAUGUUAUAGUUAUUAGUUUGACAACGCUCAUGUUUCGGGCUAGACUGUCAGGUAAAAUAUGAAAAUUUAAUAAUAUCUUAGUAACCGACCGUGUUUUCCGUAAUACGUAUCAGAUAUGUGGGGCUUUCUUCAGCUGGCGCGAUUGUAAAAUCCUUUUUUCUAGCAUGAUACUAGGUGCAAUAAAUAGUCUGGUAGUAGCCAAACUCUUAGCAACCGAGAAAUACGGGUCGUUUUUUGAAUACAAUCAUUUGUAAUGUCGUUCAACUAACAUAUUUUGUUUAGUCCUUCCGUGAACCAAAGAGCGCUUAUACUUACAACUUGUGGAGCAUUUAUGGGUUUACUGUUUUGUAUUACAGUGCUCGUCAUGAAUAAACUGACACUUAACUACUCAUAUCCAAUUGGCAACAUAUUCGUGAUAACAAAGGAGCAUAUGUUUACUCGUCUUCUCACAACCGUCGGGAGAGUAUUAUAUUUCUUGCCGCUCUAUGCACUAUGCCCUAAUCCAUUUUGGCAUCCCCAAUGGCUCUCCUUUAUUUGGCUUAUUUUGGAUAUUCGGUUAAUUCUUUUGAUUCUGAUCACAACUUUUCACCUCCAGUUUUCAUGGAGUUGUGCGAUUGAUGUCCUAAAGUCGCAGUUUCAGAAACCUAUCGAAAUCCCGUUAUCCUCUGACCUUGACCCUACCAAUUCAGUCCAGGGAGUUCUAAGUGGUUGUGCUAAUCCUUUAGAACAACAUUUGGCUUUGGAAAGAUUGGCUGAUUUGGUGGCUACCAAUCAAAAUGUGAGGUCUUCCAUAUUUUCUCUCAGUCACUUGGGUGGUAGGCCUGUAUUAUGGAGGCAAAUAAGUAAUUUAUGUCUCCAGUUAAUUGAGCAGUUUGUGUCAAGUGCUCGUGAAUCAAAUACUCGUGGAACAAACCUGCUAAGUACACCUCUUUGGCCUAAAAAUAUUGACUUUAAAUAUAGACAGUAUUUACCCUCAUCAUUGGAAUCAAAUCUGCGUCAACGCAACAGCGUUAAAGUAAAACAAUUGUCUGCUACUAACGGAAAUAUGUCUGAUAUGCAAUCUUCCGGGUCCAUAAUUGCUCGAAAUUUAAUAAAUGCUGGUCGCACUCUGCUUUCUAAGGUAUACACACGAUUGUCUCAAACACAACUAUUCAGUAUUCUAUCUUCAGAAAUACCCUAUGCUUCGACAGCACACCUUUUCUCAACUGCUACCGAUAUUGAACAUGCAGGCGACUUGGACAUCGAUAAACCGCUAGCACGAACAAGUGGUCAAGUUAUUAUCUGGGCAACAGAAAUCUUAGCUUGUUUGACACUGGCUGCUUACAACGAAGACCGAUUUGGAUCGGUUCAACAGUCUCUUGCGCAGAUCUUACUGCUUUUUGCGGAUGGAUUAGAGGCAGUUGAAAAACACUUGAGGUUCGUCGGUUUGCUCUCUACUCAGUACAAACAGUCAGUAAACUGUCCAGUUCCUGACAGCUUAUACAUGAGUACACUAUUAUCCGCUGGAAAUCUUCAAACUCCAUUUAAACGUUCGAAGCAACUUUCUGGCGAUUCAUUCCUUUCAAAUGAUUUAUGUAAAUUAACGUAUUAUCGUUUCGCAUCCGAUGCCAGUCUUCCAUGGCGAGUUUAUGCAACGUUUUGUUGGGCUCUAACAAACUGUCUAAGUCAAUAUGAUGGUUGUUUUGCAACCUUAUCACUCGACAAUAAAUCGAAGGAAAGAUUACAACUAAUGAAAGCAUCUUGUUGUACAAUGAAAGAAAAUCCAAGUUAAUAUACAUUUUCGUUAUAUUUUUUAUGAUACAGAUUUACAUGCAUUUACUAUUAAACUUGACAAAAGAUGUUAAAUAGAAUUGUGUAGUACCGC